Ectocarpus sp. CCAP 1310/34 is the source of this 3378-nucleotide messenger RNA. NCBI's taxonomy places the organism in Eukaryota, Phaeophyceae, Ectocarpales, Ectocarpaceae. The record is from the annotation of a GenBank genome assembly.
UCUCUGCUUCGAACAACAACCUCGUGCCAACCUUAAGCGAGGACCGCUGUCGGAGAAAGGCUAUAUGUGGGUUGCAAGGAGAGGAGACGAACAAAGAUGGGCUUCUUGAACAAGUACUUGCGCCGAACCUCCAAAAAAACGAACUCGGAAGACAGGCUCGAUGAUGACCUCCGCCAGCUGCUCAAGAAGCUCCCCAACUCCACCAAGCGUAACCUUAUCCAAGACUUGAGCAACGGCGAAGGGGGCUCCUCCCGAAUCCUGUCGGCUCAGACACGAGGGUUCAAGGACCGGAGGGCAUCCGAACCGCAGUUCGCGGCGAUCAUGGAGGCGGCUUCCACUGUAGUCGCGGAAAAGGAAAAGUCCGCGAAGGAUUUCGCGGACUCCCUCAUGGAGGUAGAAGACCUGCCGGAGCUGAAGGAGAUAAAGGAGCUCUACAGGGCGCUCAAGAAGGCCGACGAGGAUUGGGUCGCGUCCUUCCGAGAUAAUAGGGGCGUGGCCGGCAUCUACAAGGCUAUGGCGGAGCUAGCGCAGAGCCGCGAAGACUACUUGGACAACGAUGGCGACGACGACAACGACCAUGAGGUGCCCGAAGAAGAGGUUAAGCUGGAGGAGGAGCUGGUGCACUGCGUUAUGAUCCUGCUCAACAAGCCGCAAGGCCUGAUGACCCUCGAGGCCAGCUCUGACCUGCUCCCCCUCCUCGCGAGGAGCGCAAUCGACUCGUGCAGCAACUACGUGAGGUGCAACCUGCUGAAGCUGCUGACCAUCGUCACGGAGAGCGGGCCGAGUGGCUUCGAGACGGUCACCAACGCAUUAGACCACGUGAAGGUGGACAAGGACGAGGACCUCCGAUUCGCCUUGCUCGUUGAGGCGUUCGGCGACGCGGAUAGCUCGGGGGUAGCCCUGAUAACGGACCUGGUGGUGUUCUUCAACACCAUCUUGUCGAGCGCGUUCGAGUUUGAAGAGCGAGUCAUGCUCCGGACCGAGAUGAUAUCAGCGGGGGUGCUGGAGGCGAUGCAGCGCGUCCGGGACUACUUCGGCCUUUCCUCCAAGGACGACGACAGCGAAGGGACGGAAGACGAGUGGGGGGACGAGGGUGGGCGGCGCAGUCGCCGCAGCAGCUUGAGCAGCGACGGUAGCAUGUCUACGCUCAUGAUGGACGCUGCUCUGGUGUCGGAGACAAACGAGCUCGCGGCUCAGCUGGACCUCUUUGACACGGUCAUGCACGAAGACAUGAAGGACGCAAUCUCCACGGGGAUGACGGAGGAAGGGGACGGUGGGGACGGCCACGGGAGUGAGGCGGGAGGGGACGACGGCGGCGGCGGCCGCGGCGGCCGCGGCCCGUUCGUGGAGUUCGCGCCCGAUCCCCCGGCCGUGGCUUCGAUACGCUCGGCGAUCGACAAGCUGCAGGACAAGGAGGAGACUCGCCUUGUGGUGGAGAUCAUCGCCGCCAACAUGGAGAGGAUGGUGGACAUCAAGUGCACCGACAACCACUGGAAGAAACUCAGGGACGCGUCCAAGUCGGCGCUGGACACGGCCUUCAUGGAGAGCGACAGCGACGACGACGACGACGGUGGGUUCGGCGGCAAGCCGACCUCCAAGACCCCCGCCGCCGCCGUACCUGCACCGGCGUCGCGCUCCGCCCCGUCGCCGCCGGGACCGCCGCCGCCUUUGCCGGGUAUGCCUGCGGCGCGCGCGAUCCCUGCACCUCCGGCCCUGCCGGGCAUGCCUGCGGCGUCCGCGAUCCCCGCCCCGCCGGCCUUGCCUGGAAUGCCCGCUCGCGGCGCGAUCCCGGCGCCGCCCGCCUUGCCCGGCAUGCCUGCGGCGAGCACGAUCCCCGCCCCGCCGGCCUUGCCCGGAAUGCCCGCUCGUGGCGCGAUCCCGCCGCCUCCGGCCCUGCCUGGAAUGCCUGCGGCGUCCGCGAUCCCCGCCCCGCCGGCCUUGCCCGGAACGCCCGCUCGUGGCGCGAUCCCUCCCCCUCCGGCGUUGCCCGGCAUGCCUGCAGCGGGGGGAAUCCCUCCCCCGCCGGCGUUGCCCGGAAUCCCGGCGCCUCCCGCCCUGCCCGGCGUGGGCGGCGGUGGCCUACCUAUGCCGCCCCCGCUCCCGGGCAUGGGCGGGCCGCGGGCGCCGCCGCCGCCGUUGGGCCUACCGGUGCCGCGAGGGCUGGCGCCUCCGCCGAAGCUGCCGGUGAAGCCGAAGGGUCCCAAGAGACGCCCGGUUCACUGGGACAAGAUCGCGCCCGCGAACCUGGAGCAGACGGUGUUCAGCGAGAUCGACCCCAGCUCGGUGAACCUUCCCACGGAACUCCUGGCUGAGUCUUUCGCCGAGAAACCUAAAGAGAAGCCCGCCGACAAGGACGUCAAGGAGAAGGAGGCCGCGGCUGCCGCAGAGGCGGCGAAGAAGAAGAAGAAGGCCGAGAGGGUGGAGCUGCUGGACGGGAAGACGCUCCGGAACACCGGCAUCGCCUUCAAGCGAUUCAGGAUGAAGCCUCACGACUUGCGAGACUCGUUGGUGGCGAUGGAUCUCGACAAGUUUGACACGGACAAGUUCAUCGCUCUCCGCAACAUCUCCCCCAGCCCGGACGACCUGCCGACGCUCAAGGGCUACGAGGGUGAUCUCGACAAGCUUGACGAGGUGACCCUCUUCAUGGUGCUGACCGCCAGGAUUCCCCGGUACACGGCCCGGCUGGACUGCGCCCUCUUCAUGAAGGGCUUCUCCAGCGACGCCGAUUUCCUGAGCGAGAAGCUCGGGGUGGUGAGCAUCGCCGUCCUCGAGGUGGUGGACUCUCCCCGGCUCAAGAGGUUGAUCGAGGUGGUGCUGGCCAUGGGCAACUACCUGAACGAGGGCACGAGGAACGGGGAGGCGAAGGCGAUCAAGCUUGCCUCGCUGCUCAAGCUCGACACCGUCAAGACAAUGGACAAGAAGAAAACGUUGCUUCACGUGCUGAUGAGCUGGGCGAAGGACAAAGAGCCCGACCUGCUGUUGAUGGACCGAGACCUGGAGCACGCCUCUGAGGCAUCGAAUUGGAGCCUUACGGACCUCAAGCAGCAGGUAACCCAACUGACGAAGGGGUUCACGCUGAUGCAAGCCCAGCUGAAGAUGGCGAAGGGCGGUGUGAGCAAGCUGGAGGGCGACAAGUUUGCGGACGUUGUGGAACCGUUCCUCGAGAAGGCGAAGAGCCAAAUGGAAUCGCUGGAAGCGGACUACGAGCGCGUGCAGGGGGAGUACAACAACGCCGCCAAGAGGUUUGGAGAGGACCCCACGAAGGUCCCCAGUGGCGACUUUUUCGCGCUCGUCUCGGUGAGAGGUUUUAAUGCUAACGCCAUCGCUGACGCUAACGCUACCAUCAAUGCAGCAAGGACUUCGGANCGUAGUCGUUAG